AUGGCCUCAAACGACAAAAUAUCUCGUAGUGUUGCUUUGGAACAGACAUACGUUCACGACGUUUAUGAGCAAUACUAUGAUAAUCCUCGAAGUAAGCCGUGGCCGAAAAUUAAAGAAUUUUUAUCGGGACUGGAACCGGGGUCUAUUGUGUGCGAUGUCGGUUGCGGCAACGGCAAAUAUUUGAAAGUAAAUUCGUCAAUUUAUAAUUUAGGAGGGGAGAAAUCAAUUAGACUGAGCGAAUUAGCUAGACAAACAGAAAAUGAGAUAAUUAAAUUAGAUAAUUUGGCCUUACCAUUUCGGGACAAUUCGUUGGACGCGGUGUUGUCUAUAUCGGUUGUACAUCAUUUGGCCACCACGGAGAGGCGCGUUUGUGCUCUUAGGGAGUUGGCUCGAGUUUUGCGAGUAGGAGGAAGACUGGUAAUCACUGUAUGGGCCAUGGAACAAGCUCACAGGAAAUUCGAGUCUCAAGAUAUAUUAGUACCAUGGCGUAAACCAAUCCAUAUUAGUACAUCUUGCGAUUUGACGUCGACAACAAACUCAGAAGACGAUGGCCAGCAUCCAUAUCACGCCUACACUCAGACCUCAGAUAGUGAUUCAAACAAAUCAUUUAGGAACACGUUUCGAAAGAAAGGCCGCGGCAACCAUCAUCGCAAAGGUAGAUCCAUAGAUCCAGGAAGGUGUUCGUCUCCCGGAAGCUCGUCGCUAUCAUCUCCGAAUGAAACGUGUUACAGUUUUGUGAGGAGGGCCAUACAAAAGUUGGCUGGUGGUAGUCGGAGAGUGGUGGGAAACAGACCUUGGUUCCUGGAAAGCUGGAUAGCUUGUACGCAUAAACAGCCUAUUCAAAAAAGGUACGAUCCGGAUGGCUGCGAAUACUGCGAAUGCUGCGGAUACGACAACGUCGAAGACCAACCCAUAGAAUUAUUAAGGCUAGACGACGAAGAACCCAAAGAACUGCCCCGAAGACAAACAUUUCCCGCUUCCCAAUUAAUCGCCGACAUUGAUGCGCUCAAAUCGAAAAGUAUGAGUAACAUCAAUGCCAUACAAGCAAAUAAUAAUAACAAUAAUCUGUUUCAAUCAUGCGACCAGAAUGUGACAAGCCAUACUGUAAAAAAAUCGCCCGAAGUAACGAAAAUAACCCUCACCAAACCGAAAUUAGUGAAACAGAAAAAAUCCGUGUGUGAUGAAGAUGCCGACGAGGCUUUGGAUCAACCCACGGAUAUGAAAGAGGCGAUCACAAAAAUUCCCGUAAUCAGAGACUCCCUAAUCAGAUACGAACGAGGAGGGGUCUUAAAACAGCGUUCCUUAAACGAAGAAAUGUUGUCUACCGAUAGAUUGAGAGAGAAAGAAAGACUUAAACAAAACAUACAAAAGCAAACUUCGUUGAACGAGGAGCUUAUUUACAAACGGACUCACACUUUCGAGUCCCUGAAGGAUUCCAUCUUUUCGGUUGCCAGUUCGAAAAAGCUUCAGAUGAUCAAAAUCGGCCUAACCAAUAAAAUCAGGAACUCUACCACGAAUAUGGAGAAAGUUACAAGCAGUUCGUUAAAAAAUGGCUUUGUCCGUAUUUUCCAAAACUGGAAAGGAGCUGAAUUGCUAUCACCAACGGCAUGCGACGAGUUAAUAGAAAACGGAAGAAAAUGCCAAAAAACACAAGUUGAGGAAAAAGAACAAAACGAUUCUAAUACCACUGAAAGGAGGCACUCAAAAGAAGACGGUUCAGACUCAUCGAAGGACAGUAGUCUCCAGUCUGACACCAGUGUCGACUCAGAGGAUUCCUUUGCAUCGGUUAUUUUUGUCCCCAAAUCUGAUCCAAUGUCACCUAUUGGCGGUACUUUGUCAGCGGGACCAGCAUCUCCUUUACUGAAAGGCGGAUGUCAGUCUGCCCCACAAUCUCCUCGAAUCAAGCAGUCGAGCUGCCCGACCAGUCCGCGAGUGAAACAAAUGUCGAUUGGAGUACAUCCGCUUACCAAACAAUUCAGUUCUCCAAAACCAUCUACAGAACUGCUGACAACUACUACAGCUGUUUUCUUUCCAACUGACGACAAAGAAUGCGAUCUCAAACCGAAUCUGUUACCCGUUCAACACGUCCAGAAACAGACCAAAGAAAGUACAAAAACGUUAGCUCAGAAAUAUGCAGUUCCGCAAAUUCCAAAAUUCAAAAGGACCAGUCUCAAUACUCCUAACUUAAAAGAUAACUCCAACUGCAUAUCAACAUCUAUUAAGCCUAAAACAAACAUAAUUGUAUCGGAUGGAAACUCAAACUAUACAGACAAGCAAUCGGGGUUUGUUACGUUGCAAGAUGAAUCUAGGAAUGAAAAAUUACGAAAAAUUCGAGAGAUACUAUGUCAGAAACCGGGAUUUGGCAUGAAAUCUACGAGAAACAACUGUCCAAUUGUUAGAAAAAUAUCAGAUUCGGAUGGUAAAGAAGAGACAAUAGCUAAACGGAUUCCGAAAUUACUUAAGUUAGAAAUAUUCAAUCCAGAAGAAGACGACGAUAGCGAUUCCAGUUGUGUUUCAUCCCCAGACUCAGUAGAUAGCGUAGUUAGUAUUAAGUCGAGCAGUAAACAUACUUCGCCACCGUAUAGUUCUGUUAAGGGUAGAUUUUAUUUUCCAGAGAAUAAUAACGUUAACGAAGGUAUGAGUUUGCUGGAAGCUGCGGCUAAUGUAGCGAAUAGUCUAGAUGAAGCUGUAGAUAAAGUUAUUAAAUCGAAUUCAAAAUGUAAAAGAAAGUUACCAACUGGUGAUGUCUUCUCCAUUUUACAGAGAAGAUUUUCACCUGACACCAUGCCCCUGUUGGAUGAUGAUGGAGAAAAUGGCGAUACUGAUGGCUCUCGAAGAUCUAGCAAUACGUGGAACGAAGAAUGUCACAAACAUUUAACCGCUUUCGCUGACAAGCUUAGUGAAAAAUUAAUGAGGGAAAUAGAUGAUUACCAGUUAACGAUGGACAACAUAGAUGACCCAUACAUCCAUCGGCUUAGCGAAGAACUCCACGACUUGUCCAAACUAAGCGCGGAAAUCAAAAAGCAAAACGAAUACCUGACGCGCCUGUCGCAAAGUACCACCACCUACGCGCAAAAGAUUAAAUCCAAGACGUGUACGAGAUGCAGAAAGUACCCCGAAUGUCGUUGCAAGCUUUUCUCCAGCCGAAAUAAGCAUGGCAAAGUAAAAAGUGAACCCAACAACACGACAAGCAGCCAAAAUACUAGCCAAGAGAACCUGACAACACAAAACACUAUCAUAAGUUCGGCUUUAACUAGUUAUAGCAAAAAUUCCACGGCCAAUUCUGUACAUAGAUCGGAAAAUGUGAUUAGUGUAAAUACCGUUAAACUUACCACAAAUGUUCUAGCCAAUCACGGACGUCGAGCGGACUGUUUUGUCAAUGGUAGCGCGGAAGGAGACCAAAGUGAGAGGAAGCGAGAUGGGAUGAUGUUAGAGGAAGAGGUAGAGUUGAUAGAAUCUGGGAGAGAUUUAGGAGAUCGGAGACCGUUGAUAGCGAAAGGAAAUUCAACCGAUUCCUGUGAUUCCUCCGAAAAAGUUUCAGGGAGCAGUAGUAAUUCGGUAAUCUCCAGCGGCGCAACUUCGAUCAACUUUGGCGGGCCAUCGAUAGCUUCAUCCGUGGGCGAUUUAUCAGUAGACUCUAAAGAUAGCGUUAGCGAUGCGGGAAGCACUGCCUCGCUCAUCUCCUUCGAGACGAAGACCAAGAACCGACUGGAAGUGAUGGAUUCCUUGACGCCGGGUCAUUUGAAAAAGAGGGAUCCGUCGGGACUGAGUGACAUUUCGCAGGAUUCUCUACCUUCCGACGAAAUAGGAGGAGAAAUUACUUAUCAUAGGUACUACCACGUAUUCCGCGAAGGUGAAUUAGAUCAACUGAUCGACAAAUACGUCGACAAUCUGCACAUAGUCUCUUCGACCUACGAGCACGCCAGCUGGUGUAUCGUCGCCGAAAAAGUCCAAGUCUGGACUAUCUGA
This is a messenger RNA of Sitophilus oryzae (rice weevil), 3969 nucleotides long. RefSeq lists its product as uncharacterized. The coding region runs from base 1 to 3969 and encodes 1322 amino acids. Gene Ontology annotation, biological process: tRNA wobble uridine modification. The transcript is spliced from 18 exons. Gene Ontology annotation, molecular function: tRNA binding; S-adenosylmethionine-dependent methyltransferase activity. NCBI's taxonomy places the organism in Eukaryota, Metazoa, Arthropoda, Insecta, Coleoptera, Curculionidae. Gene Ontology annotation, cellular component: nucleus; cytoplasm. The record is from RefSeq and is a predicted model, not a curated record.